Messenger RNA from Heterotrigona itama, 1374 nucleotides. Lineage: Eukaryota; Metazoa; Arthropoda; Insecta; Hymenoptera; Apidae. The record is from the annotation of a GenBank genome assembly.
AUGGCUGGAACUUUGGAAAUCGUUUCGCGGAGUAGUGCCAGUAAAUGGACCAUUAAAGUCGCUUUGUUGCAUUUGAUAUCUCAUUCGGCUGGCGUUACAUCGUGCGGUGACGUUCACCUUGAAAUUUUAAUGUCAUUAAAUCCGAUCUCGAAAGGCCUCAUCGAAUGUUGCGUUUUCAGAUUGGGCCUGAUGUCGUCGUUGAUAGCGGGCCGAUAUCCGGUCGGGAUCGGCGUUGGCGGUGUGUUCUUUCCGUCGACGUUGCAACACCUUCACCAGCAGCAGCAACAUCAGCAUCACUCGCGGCUGGCGGCCGCGUCGUCGGCGUUGAGCAACGCGGUUCAAGUCACCGGCCAAUCGGACAUCGUCGAUGCCGACGGCAUCCGCGGCGUGUUACCCGGUGGUGCCGGUUGGCCGUUUCCAUGGAGGCCGACGCACGGCCUGCAGACGCUGGAACAUCCGUCGCCGAGCGACGUCGUCGGUACCCUGAGCCGUGUUAGUCCCGCUUCCGCCACCUUCCCCCAAAGGGACGAUCUGGACGACGAGAACGGGGAGGAGCGGCUGCAUCGGACACGGAGCCCGUCAACCGGCGACGAGGGACACGACGACCUAGGCGAGCAAGACGACUGCCCGGACGCGGACGGCGAAGGGGAAUCGACGAAUUCGACGAGCCUGCACGGUGGUAGCGGCGGCGGUGGCACAGGGAAUGGCGGCAACGGCGGUGGCGGCGGCGGCGGCGGUGGCGGACAAAACAGCGUGCAGGUUGGCGUGGACGGUCGCGACUCGAGUAGCAUGAAACGAAAGAAGAAGACGCGGACAGUGUUCUCGCGGUCGCAGGUGUUCCAAUUGGAGAGCACGUUCGACAUGAAACGCUACCUUUCGUCGUCCGAGCGCGCCGGUCUCGCCGCGUCGUUGCGGCUGACCGAGACUCAGGUGAAGAUCUGGUUCCAGAACCGUCGUAACAAGUGGAAGAGGCAGCUCGCCGCGGAACUCGAGGCGGCAAACAUGGCGCACGCGGCACAGAGGCUGGUCAGGGUGCCGAUACUGUAUCACGAGGCGUCCGCUGGAACCGGAACGUCCGGCAGUGUCUCGGUGUCGGUGGCUGCGCCGUCGGCGGCCGCUGCGCCAGCGUCGGUCGCCACGUCGGCGCUCUCGCACUCGGUCGGCGUCGGAGUCGGCGUCGGUGUCGGCGUCGGCACCUCCUGCCCCCCUACCACCGCCCAGCCGAUCUUCUACUCCCAUCACCAUCAGCACCACCAUCACCAUCCGGCUCACGUGCAGGCGCACACUCUCCUCCCCCACCAGGUACACCCACAACCGCCGCCUCCCCCGCCGCCCCCGCCUAACGGCCAACCACCCCAAUCCUCCUCGCAAUAA